Ostrinia furnacalis (Asian corn borer) is the source of this 1156-nucleotide messenger RNA. RefSeq names its product mucin-5AC-like. Bases 128 to 1156 code for a protein of 342 amino acids. NCBI's taxonomy places the organism in Eukaryota, Metazoa, Arthropoda, Insecta, Lepidoptera, Crambidae. The record is from RefSeq and is a predicted model, not a curated record. The transcript has 2 exons.
ACGGUAGAACCUCUGUAGUAGAAUUUCUAAACAAAGUAACCAUUGUCUAUUGUUAUUAGAGUAAGAUGGACUGGGGCGUGAGCGAGACAAAGAUAACAAUUGUCCGUUGCUUUGAUUGUGUGAGCUCAUGCCUCAGUCGCCGUUUGAACACGCUAUUACUGUCACGUUUGGAUCGAGCCCUGUGUUUCACUUUGCUGACCUGCCCUUCGACGUUAAUCAACCCCGCGUCCUGUCUUCUACAAAGUGGUCCUUCGAGCAUCGGAUCGUCGAAAGUGGUCCUUCGAGCAUCGGAUCGUCGAAGAAUAUGUCGUCAUACACUCGCAGCAAAUCCAGAAACAUCGGGCCCGAUAAUAAAGUACCACGGGGAAACUCUACGCGCCCUCAACAAAGAUUGCCGUCGUGUGAGGAAGAACGACGCAUGGAAGAGGAACGACAUCAACGAGAAGUAUCGGCGCCCAGUACGAAGAAUCUGUCACAUCCUGCUACAGAUUCGGGCAUCGCAGAAUCACGCUUCAACAUACAGUCGCCUUCCAGUUCCAGUCAACACGGCAACCCGGAGGCUAUAGUUCGUGGGAUCCCGUUAGAAGGAGGGACGGUGCACGAUCACACAAUACGUCGCGCACCCGAAACCUGCAGUACGCCGACAGAAAAUAGCACGCGCCCGAAAAAUAGCACGUGCACCGACAAAACCACGUGCACCGAAUACACCACGUGCACCGAAUACACCACGUGCACCGGAAACACCACGUGCACCGAAAACACCACGUGCACAGAAAAUACCACGCGCCCCGUCACGCCCCCGACCCUCCGCCGCGCCGCCACUGCAGCGUCCGCAGCCCACUGUGUGUCGUCCCGGUCGAGUCACGCUCAGCGAGAAGCAGCGCGUCGCCGCAUCGAGUACGAAGUGGAGCUUGAGUUGUUUAAAUCGAAACAACGCCUAGCUCAAAUGAAAAAGGCGAUGCAGCUAGCCGAGUUAGAAGCUGAGGAAGAACUCGAGGAUGAACCACCCGAACGAAACCGUGAGUCGCUUGUUGGGGAGUGGGUCGAGAAAUCGCCCUUCAACGCUGCAGAAGAGACACUUUAUCGCCCUCGCAUGACGCUCUUUCUACGAGCUGCCAAACUUCUACGGGGACCCUGCAGACCGUCUCUUCUUUAA